Molecule: messenger RNA, 1240 nt
Organism: Prinia subflava (tawny-flanked prinia)
Lineage: Eukaryota; Metazoa; Chordata; Aves; Passeriformes; Cisticolidae
Gene: GSTO1
Product: glutathione S-transferase omega 1
Exons: 6
Coding region: 124-852 (242 amino acids)
Biological process (GO): glutathione metabolic process
Cellular component (GO): cytoplasm
Molecular function (GO): glutathione transferase activity; glutathione dehydrogenase (ascorbate) activity
Source: RefSeq, a predicted model, not a curated record
AGGAAGCGAAGGGAGGCAGGGAGGGAGGCGGAGCCGGCCUGCCGUCCCCCGGCGGGCGGUGCCGGCGGCCUGGGGCAGGGCGGUGCGGACCGGCAGACACGGAGCGGAGCUGGUCGCGUCGGGAUGUCGGGCGAUCACUCCCGCAGCCUGGGCAAGGGUAGCGCGGCGCCGGGCCCGGUGCCCGCGGGGCUGCUCCGGCUCUACAGCAUGCGCUUCUGCCCGUACGCGCAGCGGACGCGCCUGGUGCUCCGCGCCAAGGGCAUCAGCCAUGAGGUAAUCAACAUCAAUCUGAAGAACAAACCUGACUGGUACUUUGAGAAGAACCCCUCUGGGCUGGUUCCUGUUCUGGAGACCAGCAAGGGCCAGCUGAUCUGGGAGUCCCCAAUCACCUGUGAGUACUUGGAUGAAGCAUUUCCAGGGAAGAAGCUGAUGCCUUCAGACCCCUAUGAGCGAGCCUGUCACAGGAUGCUCUUGGAAGACUUCUCAAAGAUACCAUCCUUGCUUUUCAAGCAUGUUUUGGCAGUCAAAGAUGGACAGGACACCACUGCACUGAAAGCAGAGAUUGUUGAAAAGUUUGGCAAACUUGAAGAGGUCCUGUCCAAACACAACACGUCGUUUUUUGGUGGGGACUCAGUCUCAAUGGUUGACUACAUGAUCUGGCCGUGGUUUGAACGUCUGGAACCAUUCCAGCUGAAAGACGCUGUGAAUCACACCCCAAAGCUCCAGCGCUGGAUGGAGGCCAUGAAGGAGGACCCUGCUGUCAAGGCUACAAUCACUGACCCACAGACAUACAAAAACUACCUCCAGCUGUAUCUGAAGAACAGCCCUGAGGCAUGUGAUUAUGGGCUCUGAGGUGCCAGUAGGAGCGUGCUGGCUCAAGUGUUAAUGCUGUUUUUCUGUGUGGGAAGUCAGUGUAAUUUGGUGGGGGCUCUUCUGUGGUUACAUUUCAUAGUGGGGAAUAAAUCUGUGCUGAAAAGGCUGAGGAACUUUCUGUGAACUUCACUCCUUCCUGUUGGGGGAAGGAUGCGCUGGCUUCAAGCAGGAGAUGGAAAAUCAUUUUUGGCCAUGAAUAUUGCAUAAAAGAAAAUGUCUCUUCUCAAGAGGUGAUGUUCUGUAACCUCUGGCCUCUUUGUAGGUAUUGCAGUGGGCAGUCCCUGAACUGAUGCUGUUUUCUGAUUUUUAAAUACUGUAAUACCGUAAUACUGGUGUCUUGAAAAUUAAUAAAAAAGCAAGUAAUGUA